Molecule: messenger RNA, 1691 nt
Organism: Paramacrobiotus metropolitanus
Lineage: Eukaryota; Metazoa; Tardigrada; Eutardigrada; Parachela; Macrobiotidae
Product: myosin light chain kinase, smooth muscle-like
Exons: 6
Coding region: 102-1400 (432 amino acids)
Source: RefSeq, a predicted model, not a curated record
CUGGCUGAUCAUCUCUGCUAACUCCAUAACUCCUAAAAUGCUGUGCGCGUGCACGUAUUUCCGAAUUACUUGUAGCUGCUGCCACAUGUUUCGUUACAAUAAUGGAAGCGCAAAACCGGCAUCCUAGGAAUCGUUACAUGAUUUCUACGGGCUACUACAACUGCAACCAUUGGUCCUUAGUUUUUGUGUUUCUACUUUUUGCAGCUGUGCAGGUAUGCCAUUCGGAAACCGAGAAAGAAUUACCCAAAGUAUCCUUUCAUCCCAAUACCCCUCUACGCGUCCAGCUAGCAAAUCAAGGCAUCUACAUCGAGUGCCGCAACAAUGUCGCCGGUAAACCGUACCCCCAUGUCACAUGGAUCGGUCGCGAUGGAAACCCCUUGCCGGAAGGCACCAGUCCAAAUGACCAUCCAGAGGGCACGCAUCGCACCGGAAAUCACAGUGGGGCUUUAUUUCCUAUCCCAAUCCCUCUUCCUGUUCCGGUUGAUGGAUUCAGCACCGAUUCGGUUAUUGUGCACAGCACUACCCCGACGUCUGAUGGAGACCAAGGCCAAGCAAUAGGAGUUGGUCAACCUUCGCGCGCAACGAUCAUCCCUGCGGGACCAAUCCAUGGGCGGGUGGGUGAUCCAGUCACUGCGGAAUGUGCUGGCCAAGCGCCGGAUGAUACGGUGUAUUGGCGUCGUGGCGCGGUGGAUGGACCGGUUGUCGGCGGUCCGGCGCAAGGCAAGCUGAACCUGCAGAUUCCCGAUGCGAAGAUCGAAGAUUCCGGGCAGUAUGUUUGUGUUGUGGUGGAUGCUAAUGGUGGCACCGAAUCAACUCCCGUCGAUAUAUAUAUCGGUCCAAUUGGAGUUCCGGGAGAAACGCCUUCGAAUGCGAGUCUGAUACCGGGCGGUGUCGUUCCCGUUAUUCCCGUUGUUCCACCGAAUGACCAGACUGUUACAGCAACAGACCGGCCUUCACCGGAUCAGUACGAGACAGCAAGAGAUUACCGAAUUGAGCCGUGGUACCAACAGGUGCCUAUCGGGCUGGAUUCCAAUGCCACCUUCGAAUGUAUUCAUCCACGUGACGGCCAGAUCAGCAUCACCUAUACCUGGACCAGGGAAGAUGAUCAGCCGCUACCGGCAUUUGCGCGUCCACACGGCAAGUACCUGAUAUUCGACGCCACAUCGGACGCGUCUGCCGGCAAAUACAUCUGCACCAUCAGCCCCAUCUACGAGCUGAAGAAUCUGGAAUGCGAGUUAGCCGUGUGCGAUCCAGACUUGGACGAAAACUGUCAAGUUACCAAAGAACGCCCUCCAAAACCGGUUCUCAUCUUUCCAGUGGCAGCGGCGCCGCCUACUAUUGAACAAACUACACCACCGGAUGAAGAUUCUGCUGCGCCGCCAUUGAUUACAGUUGUAUGAGAGGCACAAUCUAUUUUAUUCUAAAAAAAGCUGCCAUUUAUUUAUAAAACUUUAUAUCAGAAUGCAUUUAACUAAUUAACUGCAUGAUAAGAUGCAUUUAGCAGACCCGGCUCUACUCUAAAAAAAUAGCGGUGCACGGAAGUUAAUUAAGUAAGUAAACAAAGUCCACGAGGUGCGUAAUUACAGAUGUGCUGCAUGACUUUGUGAUUCGUGAUAGUUCCGUUUCAUGUGAAGUUUCCUGAUAGUCUAUCAAAAUGGUAAUUGGAACAGUACAAUAAAGGACAAAAUUUA